Plectropomus leopardus (leopard coralgrouper) is the source of this 2763-nucleotide messenger RNA. RefSeq names its product interleukin 10 receptor, alpha (gene il10ra). Gene Ontology annotation, molecular function: cytokine receptor activity; protein binding. Lineage: Eukaryota; Metazoa; Chordata; Actinopteri; Perciformes; Serranidae. Gene Ontology annotation, biological process: cytokine-mediated signaling pathway. Gene Ontology annotation, cellular component: plasma membrane. The record is from RefSeq and is a predicted model, not a curated record.
AUAUUAUUUCCACAGAUGAACAGACACCACAUUAGCAAGAGAAGAGCUGCUCCCCCCUCUGACAACAUUUAUCAACAUUUUUAUAUUGAUCUGAACUGUUAUACAGACUUGUUUUGGAGGGAAGAUGAUUCUGCGGGUUGAUUUGCUUUGCUGGUGAUUGGAAUAAGGGAUUUUUUGAUGGAUGGUGUGUGGAUUAUGACUGAAUAACAAUAUCACCAGGUACCAGACAUGGAUAUGAGCAAAAUGACUUCAAUUCUUGUCUUCCUGAUAAUCUACAUAAACCGUGCAUCAGGGCUGGACAUGCCUCCACCUGCUGACCUGGACGUGAAGAUUUUGGAUGGUGAAGUAAUAGUACUUUGGAAACAUCCUGUGAACGCCCCCUCCAACCCCCACUACAAUGUACAAAUGGCAAAGUACAGUGGUGAAUGGGGUAUCGUGACCAGCUGUACGGGGAUCAGUAAUACCUACUGUGACAUUAGCAGCCUUAUAUAUGACUAUACCACUGCUUAUAAGGUCAAAGUUCAGCUGGUUGCAGGACAUAACGUGUCUGACUGGGUGAUCAAGAGGAAAUUUCUCCCAAAUAAAAGCGAACUCCAGCCGCCCUCCUUCACUUUGUGGGCUACUUCCAGCACUCUGAAGGUUUAUGUCCACCAAAAACCCAUUUUGGAAAAACUCUUUCCUUUUGGGCUCACCUACACCAUCUAUCUGGAGGAGAGAGGACAAAAUAAAAAGAAUACAACGGCAUAUCUGAUAAAUGACAAUGGGAGAAUCAAGUCUUUCACUUCUCUCCACUGGGGGACGGAGUACUGUGUCAGCAUCCAGGUCAGGGGGAAUGGAGCAAUGUCCAUCAGCAAUGUGUCCCCUAAACAGUGUCUGGUGCUACCGGAGCAAGAAUAUUUCAUAAUUGCUCUGUCAUCCCUAUCUACUAUGGCUGGGCUGGCCACCAUUGCUAUCAUGGCAGCCAUCCUCCUGUGUUACCUUAAACGUCCAGAGAAAACACCUGUUGCAUUAAAAUCCCCCGUAAGUGGCUGGCGUCCAUUCACUGUUGGAGAGGGGACAAUGGAGACUGUUACAGACAAAGGGUGGUUCCUGUCCAGUUACAGAGCAAAAGUGAAAAACUGCAUCAAAGACCCAGUGACACAUGUUACAGCAAUAGAGAACAAUGAAGAGGAGGACAGGAGAACCAGCAUGGACAGCGGGGUCAGCGUGGAGCCCAACUCGGCCACAAACAGCGGAGGAAGUCCUCCAAUGAGACAAGAGGACAGUGGCUGUGGGAGCAUCGGAGGACCAGAGAGCUCCACUAGCUGUGAAACAGUUUACCCCCUGCAGGACGACAGGACUGAGGCUGACAUAGCCAAGAGGGACGAUAGUGGGUUUGAGCUGGGCUGCCAGCUUGAUUCUUCUUCUGUAAAUCUGGGUGGGCAGGACAAUGGACCACUCAAGGGUGCUAAUUAUCGCAGCCAGGGCCCCUCUGUUGGCCAGAUUAAUAUCUGUGAUGAGGAGAUGUUUGAACAUAUGCCUCCAGACUCAAUUUUGGCCGAGGUGGUCACAGGUUACAGAUCUGGGCCUCAAUCAUGUAUCUGCUCAGGAGCAGGUCAGUGCACCUGGUGCCACAAACAAGGCCACUGCGUAAUUGAGGUUAGCAAACAAUACAGAUCUAUAUGUAUUGACAAUGGACUGCUGAGCAGCAAAUGUGAUUUUGUGGACUCUUACAAAGGGGGGCUUACAUUUCCAAGUUAUUCAAAAAAGACACAAAUGGACACUGUCAUGGUGGAUGACUUAGACACAACUUUUAUACAAUUGGGAGAGACUUUCCCUCUGCUAACAGCUCUAGUGUCGCAACCCCUGGUGGAGGGAGGACAGGACUUUAAUAUGAACAAUGUGUCUCUUUCUCUUUGUGACGUCACGCUGAAGACUGAGUGAUACGCUGUGGAAUGCAACGCUAUUUAUAAAAAUCAUGCUGAUAUAAGCUGCGCUACUGGAGCGAUACACUCCUUUUUCAACAUCAAAGGUUUUUAAUCGUGAAAAAGAAGAAUUGGUUUGUAUUUGAAGGGAGAGGAGUAGCUCCUGUAUUGAAAAUCUGUGGAAAACGAUGGAGAAAACAGAGCAAAGAAACAGGCUGUUUAGUUAACACAGGAAGGAAACAGAGGUUAGACCACACAGCUGCUGGCUGGUAGCUGUUGGCUGGAGUCUCGGGCACCUCUACAGACAGAGAGCAUCAGACCUUACUCAACCCUGCCCCACUGGGUGUACUUACAACUGACUAAAACGCUGCAUGCCGGAAGUGAAAGUAGAGUGGGGAGCAAUGCAGAGAAACCGUUUGAAAGUUACGUGCUUAUGGAGAUUCUGCGAUUUUUCCCUGCCUCUCACCUCCGCCAACAACUCUAAGUUGGUAACUGACAGUGAAGUUUCUGAAAAGUUUUUCUUUUUCUGACCACUAUUAAAGUAUUAGACCAAUGAAAAUACUUGUGAAGCACUUCAGUGUGAUAUGAAGUGGUGUUGAAAGAGGAGCAAAUAUCCUUUCCUCACAUUCAAUGUUUCAGAUAUUUCACAAAAUUGUUUAUAACUGUGGGCCUGUCUUUCAGCUAUUAUCUUGGUUAAGUUAUUUAACAGACAUGUAAAAAAAAACAAAAAAAAAACUAUUUAUUCAUUGUGUAUAUUAUUGUAAAUACUAUGUGACUCUGUUGUUCUUCAGGUCAUUUAAAUAAACCUACCCUCUGGAAUGUUCUGCAAAUUAAACAAUACAUUCAUAAUCACAUAAAA